Molecule: messenger RNA, 342 nt
Organism: Racocetra persica
Lineage: Eukaryota; Fungi; Glomeromycota; Glomeromycetes; Diversisporales; Gigasporaceae
Source: the annotation of a GenBank genome assembly
GUCUCUUCAUCAUUUUCUGUGGGUUUUUACGUCGUUUCUUGGUGGGUCUCUUUGUCAUUUCUUGGUGAGUCUUCAAGUCAUUUCUUGGUAGGUCUUCACAUCAUUUCUUGGUGGGUUUUCACGUCAUUUCUUGGUGGGUUUUUACAUCGUUUCUUGGUAGGUUUUCACGUCAUUUCUUGGUGGGUUUUCAUGUCAUUUCUUGGUGGGUUUUCAUGUUGUUUCUUGGUGGGUUUCUAUGUUGUUUCUUGGUGGGUUUCUAUGUCAUUUCUUGGUGAGUUUUCACGUCAUUUCUUGGUGGGUUUCUACAUCGUUCUUGGUGGGUUUCUACAUUAUUCUUGGUAG